Acaromyces ingoldii is the source of this 2964-nucleotide messenger RNA. RefSeq names its product NIC-domain-containing protein. Lineage: Eukaryota; Fungi; Basidiomycota; Exobasidiomycetes; Exobasidiales; Cryptobasidiaceae. The transcript is spliced from 6 exons. The coding region runs from base 54 to 2915 and encodes 953 amino acids. Gene Ontology annotation, cellular component: nuclear pore. Gene Ontology annotation, molecular function: structural constituent of nuclear pore. Gene Ontology annotation, biological process: protein import into nucleus; poly(A)+ mRNA export from nucleus. The record is from RefSeq and is a predicted model, not a curated record.
UCUCUUCAUCGGCCAACGGAAAAACACCGGCCGCGAUGGACUCACACAUGGACAUGGCGUCCGGGGGGCCGUCAUCAUCCAGCCUGGCAGAUCUGCUGCAGCAGUCGAGGAAGCUGACGACGCACCUCUCUGGCUCACGUUCCGACCUGCCCUCGAUUCAGCUCGGGCUCGAUCAGAUCGAAUCGCAGUCCAGGAAGCUUGCUCUCGCGCGAUCGCAAGCUGCCUCGGCCGCGGCAGCUGGCAACGACGCAAAGGCGCAUUAUUUUCUCGCCAACGCAGGUAUCGACGCCGGCAACUUGGCCGAGACCAUCAAUCAAGCAAACAUCGCAGAGGCCUUUGAGCCCCUGCAGCCAAUCUACGACACCGAUGUUGAUUCAUACCUCCGACACACUCGCGAGCAGGUCAUCCUGGCUGUCAUUGAAGAAGGACGCAGAGAAACGCUCAACGACUUUCGUCGGAAUCUACGUCGUUCAGAAGCUCGAGACUGGGAAAGGCAAAAGCUUCGCGUCUUUGAGGAGCUCGGCCAGCACUCGUCUUCCUCUCGGCGAGGCGGUGGCGACGAGUCUCUCCUGCGCUCUUCGCGAGGAUACACGCCCAGCCGCGCUGACUAUGCAUCAAGCGUGAAUGUCCCAGGACCCAACACAGCCUUGCACUCGCGGCUGUCCCGAUACCAUGCCGUCGUUGAGCGCCUCAACAGCUAUCGACUGGACUCGACACCAUUUGCCCUCGCCAAUGCGUUCGCCGAUAGCGUGAAGACAGGCGCCGUAACACCAGAGGCAGCCAACGGCAGCGGGCCGGGCGCAGCCUCGGAUCUUCUCGAGGCGUGGGUCGCCCUGGGGCACGUCGUCGGCGAGUCAGACGUUGACAAUGGCGAGUUCAAGGGUCGUGCCAUCCGCGAAAGGCAGUAUGCGAGCGCCUAUCUGGGUGCUGGCGACGGCUCUGUCGCCUGGCUUGGGGCCGAGGGCAAAGACCUGCGCAAGGGCAUCGUCGCAGGCUCUCUCAAAUUCCUUCAGCGUCACUUCUCGAACCAUAUCGAUGCAAAGAUUGCCACCAACCCGGUCAAGGCUCAGCUGGGCGGUGCGCCGUCAGUUCUCGAUCGCAUCGUCGCCUUCCAGAGGGUCAGCUUCACCGACCGCGAAGGAAGGUGGCCUCAAGACCUCGAGCAGAUCAGGACAUCCAGCGGUCUCGUGCCCGCGUGGAGCACUAUCUUCUAUCUUCUCCUCACUGGCAACACCCAGGCUGCUCUGAGCUUUGUCAUUGACAAUGACGAAGCUCUCCGAAAGCUUGAUGGCGGCUCUGGCAGCGGUGGUUUCGCCUCCUAUUUCAAGGCAUGGCUUGAUAGCUCCGACAGGAGAUUGCCAAAGAUGCUUCGUGACCGCUUUCUGGCAGAGUACAACGCUCGCUUCAGAGGAACAUCGAUGCUGGCUUCCUCCUUCUCGGGCGCAGACGGAGGCGCUCUAGACGGCUUCAAGCAAGCGUUGUACAAGCUCAUCGGCCGGAUCGAUGUUAACAAGAACUUCCCAGCCGCCGUGACAAAGGACACCGAGACGUGGCUGUGGUGCCAGCUGUCCAUGAUCCGCGAAGGCACUGAGGAACAAGGUCCCGGAAGCGAGCUUGGCGGAGGUGCCGACUCGCUGCGAGAUCGCUUUACGCUUCAUGAUCUCGGCACGAAGGUGGCCAAGUACGGCGAAGCCCACUUUGACCCGAAGGGGCUUCGUCCGCUGCAUUACUUCCUCAUGCUCAUUCUCGUCGGUCAAUUUGAGCGUGCCGUCGGCUUCCUCUACUCGAGAGGCCAACAUCAGGUCGAUGCCGUCAACUUUGCCGUCGCCUUGACGUACUACAGCCUAUUGCGAGUCCCACCUCUGUCAAAGACAUCCCACGUCGACUACCUCACAUCCAUGCUGGACCCAACGACGGGCGCCGAGCUGAUGAUGAUCGACUUCAGCAAGCUUAUCCAGCGAUACAUUCGGCUCUUCUCGAGGGCCGACGCAAAGAGGGCGUUGCAGUAUGUCUAUCUCAUCUGCCUCAAUGCCGAUUGCGCACCUCCCGUCGGCGAGGAGCAGACGAGGAAAUGCCAUGAGCUCGUCAGGGCUCUCGUCAUUGAGAGUCGGCAGUACUUUGAGCUGCUCGGUGAUGUGCGGAACGAUGGCGUCAAGACGCCUGGUCUGAUCGAAAAGAGUCUGGGCAUCAUCAAGCUCUCCGACUCGCGCGAGUUCCUCACAAACAUCGUCGGCGCUGCCGCGAGCCAGUCAGAGGCCGAGAGCCGAACGAGGGAUGCCAUUCUGCUCUACAACAUCGCCGAAGACUACGAUCGUGUGAUUGACGUCGUCAAUCGCGAGCUCGGCGCCUGCCUCGUCGAGCCGAGCACCCCGUCCUCCUCGGCGAACGCUGGUACCGCCGCUGCCGAUGCGAACGCGUCGUCUCUCACCUCGGUCAUCGACACGGUGCAGCUCGCGCGAAGCAUAUUGGAGUCGUAUGAGCGGCAGAACCAUAUCCUUCGGUCCAUCUCGCCGAAGAAGCUUCAGACCUGCAAGGUGCUGCUCAAGCUCAAGGAAUGCUUUGCUCUGGCUGAACAGGGCGAGCUCGAAAAGGCCCUCAAUUCUAUUGAAUCGCUCGAUCUGAUCCCACUCCGGGGCGACGUCGUGUCCAUCACGCGCAAGGCCGAGUCGUUCAAGGACGUCGACGAGUCAAUUUCGCGUAACUUUUCAGACGUCCUGCUCCUCACGAUGAACCUCCUCUCGAAGCUGCAUGCCCUCGUCAAGGAGUCGCCCUUUGGCGAGUCGGGUAAGCAGGCCAGGCUCGUCGAGAUCCGUAACAAGGCGAGGGCGCUCAUGCUCUUUGCGGGCAUGCUGAGGCUGAGGAUCGAGCAGAGCACCUUUAGCCAAUUGACGAGGCUGGAUGUCUACCUGCACUAAUGUAAUGUUUAGAGAAGUAGAAAGCGGAAUGUGAGAGCUUCAUUCAGAU